AUGACUGUUGAAACAUCUAAUGAAUUAAAAUUACCACAAUCGGGUGACCUUCGAGAAAAUCAGUACAAUGCACAGUUUAUAAGUCCGAUAUUAGAGAAUACACUGAAGACUAUAUGUAACAUUGACUGGAGAAUUCUUGAAGUCCCAGUAGAAAGUAGCAAAGAUCGUUGUAAUGCAAACAUAAAUCCAAUCGUUGAUAAAGUUUUAGAAGCAAAGUGUGCAGAUGGGCUUGCUUGUCUCUGGCGAAGCCGUGAAGAAGUGUUCCUAUAUGAACAGACAGGACCUCCGGACUUUGAUGAUAUUACUCAAUUACACAUUCACGAUUAUAAAUUGGUCAGAACAAUGCGAGAUGUGUUAAACCAACUAAUAAUUCUUCGCUUUAAAGACGGAAUAUAUGAUCACAAAGACCUUGCAAGUUUCAGUGCUUUUGGCCAUCGCACUGAAGUGUCUUUGUUUUGGUUAACAAUACACCAGAAGUCAUAUUGUCUUCGUGAAUAUGGAACUUUCAAGAUCCCUGCAAUUUGGCAGGAUAUCCCCAUUCUUUGCGAAGCGAUUAUAACAUGUCUUAAAUUUUUUGUGAGUAUAACAAAGUUUUGUCCAUUUAUUCACUGCUUUUUACUAACACCGGUUUAUGCUCAGUCUUUCAUGAAAGAAAAUAUUGAAAAGAGAAGUCCAUACAUUGAACAAAAACAAAAGAUUAUACAAAGAGCCUGGAGAAAUUACAAGAAUAGACCUGAGUCAUUAGCCACUCAAGUUUGGAACGCUUUAAAAACGGAUGAUUACCCCAAUGAUAAGAAGUUUUUAGGCAUAACUCCUCAAAAGGUAAAUCGUCCUUCUGGUUAUGAUUAUAUUGACUAUAAGUCUAAACGUUUAUCUUGGCAUUCUAAUAGUCCUAAAUUGUGGGCGGAAUCCAAGAAGUCACUUUUAACUUACAGACUAUACGACUAUGUGGUAAAUUUAUUGCAACAAAAUGGAUACAGAUUAAUUGGUGGUAGGUCUUG
Entrophospora sp. SA101 is the source of this 1001-nucleotide messenger RNA. Lineage: Eukaryota; Fungi; Glomeromycota; Glomeromycetes; Entrophosporales; Entrophosporaceae. The record is from the annotation of a GenBank genome assembly.